Molecule: messenger RNA, 749 nt
Organism: Calliphora vicina (urban bluebottle blowfly)
Lineage: Eukaryota; Metazoa; Arthropoda; Insecta; Diptera; Calliphoridae
Exons: 2
Coding region: 72-683 (203 amino acids)
Source: RefSeq, a predicted model, not a curated record
AAAAGAAAUUUUUUUGGUAUAAAAGUUAAGAAAAAUUAGAAAUUUUAAUUAUUAAUUAAUAGAAAUUCAAAAUGAAAGUAACCAUAGUUCUAUUAGCAGCAGUGUUCUGUUUUGCUGCAGUAAAUGCUGCCAGUUUUGAAAAAGCUGAAGCUGAACCUAUUGACUUGCUGGUCGAUGAAGCUUUUGCCGAUGAAAUUGUUGAUUUUGAAGCCCGUAGUGUUUUCAGCGGUUUCUAUUGGGUUUUAAAGGCUGCAUUGCGCUCACUCAAAGGUGUCAAUUGUACCAUUAAACAGGCCAUAAUUAUUAAGGGUGCUACCCUUAGAUUCCUGGGUGAUAUUAAUAUGUGUGGUGCUGAUGCUGUUAGCGCUUUCUCAGAUGUUAUUACUGCUGCUCAAUCGGUCAUCACCACCUGCAACAACAUUAUCCAUCUUAAUGAAAAUGUCUGCAAUAAUGAUGUAUCCACCAAUGGAAAGCCCUCAACACCCUUCUCCUGUUUCGUUAAAUUGUUGAGACAAUUGCUUAGAUUGAGAAAUCAAAUUAAAAAUACUUUGAGUGCUAUUAAGAAGGUGCCUGCCGUUCCCGGCGAAGCUGCUGGUUGUUCUAAAAACGCUGUUAGUGAUUUGACUGAUGCUUUCUUGUCAUUCCCAGCUAAUGUGAAAACUUGUUCCAAGUUGACACAUUAACUUUAAGAACUAAAUGGAAAUUUUUGUUUUCUUAUUCGAAAUGAAAAUAAAAAUAAAUUUAAUUGC